AUGGCAUGGCGGUUUGGUGCUAGGAUAGGUAGACUAAGACCAAUAAAGUAUGGACUAGGCAGUGGUCUUGGUGGUGGUUUUGGUGCUAGAAGAUUGAUACAAACAGAGUCUAAACAAGUUGGUUCAAGUUCUGGUUCUGCUGGUAAGAAACAAAAUAAGAAUAACAAUGGUCUUUUGAUAACUGUUGGUGUUGCUACAGGUUCAAUCUUUGGUUUUUAUUUCGCAAUGAAACAAACAUUAGCAAACCCACCUGAAUUUAUAUUCCCACAUUCUUCUAAAACUGAUUUAAAUGAUAUUCCAUCACCAAAUUAUGCAAAUUAUAUUGAAUUUCAAUUAGCUAAAGAAAAAUUCAUUGAAAUAUUAGGUCAAGAUUCUGUUUCUGAAUUAGAAAAUGAUAUUGAAACUCAUACAAAGAAUAAUUAUACUCUUCAUGAACCAAAACCUCAUGAAAAACCUCAAUUAAUUCUUUAUCCAACCUCAACUGAACAAGUUUCAGAUAUAAUGAAAAUUGCACAUGAUUAUCAAACUCCAAUAAUCCCAUUUUGUGGAGGUACUUCAAUUGAAGGUCAAUAUAUAUCAUCAAGACAACCAUGCGUGAUCAUUGACCUAUCUAAAAUAAAUCAAAUUAAACAUUUUAAUAAAUCUGAUCUUGAUAUCACGGUUGGUGCUGGGACAAGUUGGUUAGAUAUUAAUGAAUACUUGGAUGAAUAUGGUUUAAUGCUUGGUCCUGAUCCUGCACCUGGUGCUUUAAUUGGUGGUAUGAUUGGUACUUCAUGUUCAGGGACAAAUGCAAUGAGAUAUGGUACUAUGAAAGAAUCUGUUAUUAAUUUAACAGUAGUAUUAGCUGAUGGUUCAAUAAUUAAAACUAAACAACGUGCUAAAAAAACUUCAAAUGGUUAUAAUUUAACAAACUUAUUUAUUGGAUCUGAGGGAACUUUGGGGAUUGUUACUGAAGCUACAUUAAAAUUACAUAUUAAACCAAAAUUUGAAACUAUUGCAGUUGUUAGUUUUAAUUCUAUAUUAGAUGCAACAAAUGCUGUAACUCAAUUAAUAUCUGAAGGUGUUCAAUUAAAUGCAGUGGAAUUAUUAGAUGAAAGAAUGAUGUCAUGUAUAAAUUUCUCUAAACAAACUUCCAAAGUUUGGGAUGAAAAACCAACAUUAUUUUUCAAAAUUGGUUCAAAUAAUUCCAAGAUCCUAAAUGAAUUAAUUAAAGAUGUUCAAAAAAUUAGUAAAAACCAUAAUUAUUAUAAAUUUCAAUUUGCUAAAAAUGAAUCACAACAACAAGAAUUAUGGAGUGCAAGAAAAUCAAUUUUUUGGUCAUCAAUUGAUUAUGGUCGUUCACAAAUUUCUCCAAAUGUAAAAAUUUGGUCAACUGAUGUUGCAGUACCUAUAUCAAAUCUAUCAUCAAUGAUUGAAGAAACUAUUAAAGACACAAAAGAAACAGGUUUAUAUACAACCAUAGUGGGUCAUGUUGGUGAUGGAAAUUUCCAUUGUUUAGUAAUGUAUGAUGAAAAAGAUGUUGAUAAAGCAAUGAGUUUAGUUAAUAGAAUUACUGAAAGAAGUAUAAAAUUUGAAGGUACUGUUAGUGGUGAACAUGGUAUUGGAAUGUCUAAAAGAUCUCAUUUAGAAAAAGAAUUAGGUAUUGAAACUAUUCAAGUUAUGAGAAAAUUAAAGUUAAGUUUAGAUCCUCUUCGAAUUUUAAAUCCUGAUAAAAUUUUUAAAAUUGAUCCAAAAGAUAAUCAUGAUUAA
Messenger RNA from Hansenula ciferrii, 1749 nucleotides. RefSeq names its product FAD-binding oxidoreductase. Gene Ontology annotation, biological process: lactate catabolic process. The transcript has a single exon. The record is from RefSeq and is a predicted model, not a curated record. Lineage: Eukaryota; Fungi; Ascomycota; Saccharomycetes; Phaffomycetales; Wickerhamomycetaceae. Gene Ontology annotation, cellular component: mitochondrion. Gene Ontology annotation, molecular function: D-lactate dehydrogenase (cytochrome) activity; FAD binding; D-lactate dehydrogenase (NAD+) activity. The coding region runs from base 1 to 1749 and encodes 582 amino acids.